GAUAAUGAGCUCGUGCUUUCUGACCGUGAUAAUGAGCUAGUGCUCCCUGACCGUAAUAAUGAGCCGGUGCUCCCUAACCGUGAUAAUGAGCUAGUACUCCCUGACCGUGAUAAUGAGCUAAUUCUCCUUGACCAUUAUAAUGAGCCAGUGCUCCGUGACCGAUAUAAUGAGCCAGUGCUUCCUGACCAUGAUAAUGAGCUAGUGCUCCCUGACCGUGAUAAUGAGCUAGUGCUCCCUGACCCUAGUGCUUCCCUCUCCCGUGAUAAUGCGCUAGUGCUCCCUGACCGGGAUAAUGAGCCAGUGCUCCCUGACCGUGAUAAUGAGCCAGUGCUCCCUGACCGUGAUAAUGCGCUAGAGCUCCCAGACCGUGAUAAUGAGCUAGUGCUCCCUGACCGUGAUAAUGAGCUAGUGCUCCCUGACCGUGAUAAUGAGCUAGUGCUCCCUGACCGUGAUAAUGAGCUAGUGCUCCCUGACCGUGAUAAUGCGCUAGUGCUCCCUGACCGUGAUAAUACGCUAGAGCUCCCAGACCGUGAUAAUGAGCUAGUGCUCCCUGACCGUGAUAAUGAGCUAGUGCUCCCUGACCGUGAUAAUGAGCUAGUGCUCCCUGACCGUGAUAAUGCGCUAGAGCUCCCAGACCGUGAUAAUGAGCUAGUGCUCCCUGACCGUGAUAAUGAGCUAGUGCUCCUGACCGUGAUAAUGAGCUAG
Procambarus clarkii (red swamp crayfish) is the source of this 705-nucleotide messenger RNA. The record is from RefSeq and is a predicted model, not a curated record. Lineage: Eukaryota; Metazoa; Arthropoda; Malacostraca; Decapoda; Cambaridae.